This is a messenger RNA of Mixia osmundae IAM 14324, 1938 nucleotides long. RefSeq lists its product as uncharacterized. NCBI's taxonomy places the organism in Eukaryota, Fungi, Basidiomycota, Mixiomycetes, Mixiales, Mixiaceae. The coding region runs from base 1 to 1938 and encodes 645 amino acids. The record is from RefSeq and is a predicted model, not a curated record. The transcript has 13 exons. Gene Ontology annotation, cellular component: mitochondrial intermembrane space; cytoplasm. Gene Ontology annotation, molecular function: coproporphyrinogen oxidase activity.
AUGAUCGCUAGAGCUCGUCCGAAGGAGACAGCACUGUUUCUUUGCGAUAUUCAAGAGAAAUUUCGCAGCGCUAUCCACUGCUUCAGCGAUGUCAUUGCAACCAGCUCCAAGCUCGUCCGAGCAGCAGAAGCACUCGACCUGCCCGUUCUCGCGACUGAGCAGUACCCAGAUCGGUUGGGCAAGACAGUGAGCGAGCUCAAGAUACCGAAAGCGCAAGAUGUACUCGGCGAAGCGCUCGCAAAGACUCGCUUCUCCAUGUUCAUACCACCCGUCAAGGCUGCACUGGAGAAGAGCGCAAUCAAGAGCGUGAUCAUCUGUGGCAUCGAAAGCCACAUUUGCGUGCAACAGACCACGCUCGACUUGCUUGACAAUGGCUACAAUGUCUUUGUCGUCGCAGACGGUGUGUCGAGUUGCAAUGCGCAGGAAGUACCCAUAGCACUCGCGAGAAUGCGACAAGCCGGUGCGACAGUCACGACGAGCGAGAGCCUCCUCUUCGAGUUGCUCGGCGACGCAAAGGCGCCCGCUUUCAAAACCGUCUCUGGACUGAUCAAAGACACGAAAGAGCAGACCGCGGCGAGUCUGAGCAGAUUGAUACCGCGGCUAUCUGGACCACCGACGAGCUUGCGCAUCGUCAGCAGACGCUCAUUCGCUUCGAGCUCGUAUGCUCGAACGAAAGUUCAGCCAGCACGAGUUCUAGACAGUGCCAGCGAUGGAGGCCCACGGCAGCAUUGGCAGAGUAGUACCAUCCUCGCCUGUGGCUGCGCGCUCGCAGGCUUCACAGUCAUGCUCAUCUAUGGUACUCGCUUGGAAGUAAUCAAGUUUGAUGCGACUCGUGAAGCUGCCAGGCGAGCCAGGGCUAGCUCUACCAUCCAGUGUGACUCUGUCCCUCGCAGAGCAGUCUCGAGAUCUAUCAUAGACGAUGACACGGCGCCCAUGCGAGCACGCAUGACGGCUUGGGUGAAAGAUCUCCAGUUACGCAUCGUCGAAUCGCUCGAGCAAGUGGAGCAUACUCAGGCACACGAGCUAGGCAAGCUCGACGACCGUAUAGACUCGCCGCCACCCAAGAAGUUCUUCCGUGAUGCAUGGCUGCGCAAGGAAGGCGGGGAAGGCAUCUCUUGCGUCCUACAAGACGGUCAGGUCUUUGAGAAAGCCGGCGUCAAUGUCAGCGUCGUACAUGGCACGCUACCGCCUGCCGCAGUCAAGCAAAUGCGCUCUGAUCACGCGGACAAAUUUGACUGGUAUGACGGCGCGUCGCUCCUGCCUUUCUUCGCUUGCGGCAUCUCCAUCGUUGUCCAUCCGCGCAAUCCGAUGGCACCUACAGUCCACAUGAACUAUCGCUACUUCGAAGUGGAAGAUCCCGCCAAUGCAGGCGCACCACGUGCUUGGUGGUUCGGCGGCGGAACGGAUCUCACCCCAACCUACCUCUUCGAAGAUGACGCGCGACACUUUCACAAAACGCUCAAGAAGGCCUGCGAUGCACACUCGCCAGGCUUCUACCCAACUUUCAAGGCCUGGUGCGACAAGUACUUCUGGAUCAAGCACCGUCAAGAAGCUCGCGGACUAGGCGGGAUAUUCUUUGACGACUUAGGCCUCGAGGACGGCAUCACCCAGAGUGAUAGAUUCGCGUUUGCUCGGACUUGCGGCGAAGCUUUCCUACCUGCUUACAUACCCAUCAUCAACGCGCGCAUGCGGACAGAUUUUGGACAACGAGAGAGGCGGUGGCAGCAACUACGUCGGAGUCGCUACGUCGAAUACAACCUCGUGUACGAUCGAGGCACCCGUUUCGGCCUCAACACGCCCGGCGCGAGAAUCGAGAGCAUCCUCAUGAGCUUGCCCUUGACUGCCAGGUGGGAAUACUGCACAGACGCGGCGGAGGAUCCGGCAUCACCGGAAGCUCAGCUGCAACGAGUCCUCAACUCGCCAAGAGAGUGGGUCUGA